This is a messenger RNA of Photinus pyralis (common eastern firefly), 818 nucleotides long. Its product is annotated as putative nuclease HARBI1. Lineage: Eukaryota; Metazoa; Arthropoda; Insecta; Coleoptera; Lampyridae. The coding region runs from base 22 to 789 and encodes 255 amino acids. The record is from RefSeq and is a predicted model, not a curated record. The transcript is spliced from 2 exons.
GAAAGUGGCGAUAGAUUUAAUAUGUCGUUAUCGACCUUUAGUUCAGUUCAACGACGAGUGAUGUCAUUUUUAUUGGAUCUACUACCAACAGUCAUUCGUUUUCCAAAAACAGAUCUGGAGAAAGAAAGAGUAGCUGCAGAAUUUGAGCAGAUAUCUGGAUUUCCCAAUAUUUUAGGCUGCGUGGAUGGUUCCUAUAUAAAUAUUAGGACGCCUGCACAUAAGAUAAAGUCGACAUAUACAAAUCGUCACGACAUUCCUAGCAUCACACUGCAGGGAAUCUGUGAUGCUAAAAAAAAAUUUUUAGAUGUAUUUACAGGACCUGCCGGAAAGCUGCAUGACAGCAGAGUUUUCAAAUUAUCUUUCAUUAGUAGCGAAAUUCAAACACUAUCUAACAAUGGCCAUUACCAUUUAAUUGGAGAUAGUGCGUACCCAAUUAGGCAGUGGUUACUUACACCGUACAGAGAUUACGGAAAUUUAACUCGGCAGCAAAUAAAGUAUAAUAAAAAAUUAAGUUCAUCAAGAGUUAAAAUUGAGAAUGCGUUUGGGCUUUUAAAAGGGCGCUUUAGACAACUUGGCAGGUUAGAUUUUCAUAAGGUAGUAAAAAUGGCACAAUUUAUCCUAUGUUGUUGUGUACUGCAUAAUAUUUGCAUCGAUUAUGAUGAUAUUUGUGAAGAUAUCGUCAACGCAAAUGAGGAAGAUAAUGCUAUUGGUCCAGAUCGUGAACACGAAAUGCGUAGAUUAGGUGAACUGAAAAGACAGUAUAUUUGUGACCUAUUAAACCACGAAUAAAGUGUACCAGUUUAUUUGGAAAAGGUAUA